Dibothriocephalus latus is the source of this 1224-nucleotide messenger RNA. Lineage: Eukaryota; Metazoa; Platyhelminthes; Cestoda; Diphyllobothriidea; Diphyllobothriidae. The record is from the annotation of a GenBank genome assembly.
AUGGAAAGCGCCAUGUCUUCCGACCAAGUGCUUCGGCUCUCUCUUGCCCAACUAAAAGUUGGAAUGGAUAAGCCAACUAACAUCACAAAUGCCAUCGCAUUAAUCGAAAAAUGUGUUAAUGAAGACCACGCCGAGAUGGUGGUUUUGCCCGAGUGUUUUAAUUCGCCCUACGGAACUGGAUUCUUCUCUGAGUACUCGGAGGUCGUUCCUGGUGGAAACACCUGUCAAGAAAUGGCUGCGGUCGCUAAGAAGCACAAGAUCUGGUUGGUCGCUGGAUCAAUCCCUGAGAAAGGGUCAGACGACAAGCUUUAUAAUACAUCAGUGGUUUACAAUCCCGAGGGCGAGGUUGUAGGAACCUACCGCAAGGCUCACCUGUUCGAUAUUGACAUUCCCGGUAUGUUGUUAUUUUGCUUAUCUAUACUUUGGCAAUUCUUUGGUCUUCCAGUUUUAAUGCAUUUAGUAAUAGACACUGCUAUCUACAAGUAUUUCUUCUUCGCUACUGUUUUUUUUACUCAAAUGUUUCCCCACUACGCCUUCUUUACCGCAGGCAAGAUUAGCUUCCACGAGUCGGACACCCUGUCACCGGGUUCCAACUUCCUGUCAUUUAAGGCCAAGAACAAGGAGGGCCAUGAGUUCACCGUAGGCAUGGGCAUCUGCUAUGACAUGCGUUUUCCCGAGUUGGCCUUAAUCUACGCUCGUCAACAUGGUUGUGACCUUCUUAUCUAUCCAGGCGCCUUCAACACUACGACCGGUAAUCCGCCCCUCCUCUCCUUUUGCCAUUUGCUUACUCUCUGUAUGUGGAAUUUUGUCGCCCUUGCCCCUGGCCGGUGUAGGCACGCACCAUUCAGGGGACGAUGCGAAAAAAAUACAAAGUACCGUGUCGAAAAUCAGGACAAUUCUGGAUUUGGAAACUGCAUCUGCUUUUCUCUUGCCAUGGUGGGUGUCUACUUUACCGUAAAAAUGUACUUCAUUGCCCAUUUCCCAAAGUGUCCUCUAAUUUUCACUUCCAUUUCUACUUUGCCAGGACCGGUGCAUUGGGAACUCCUGGCUCGUAGCCGCGCUCUCGAUACCCAGUGCUACGUUGCAGCCUGCAGCCCCGCUCAGGACAAAUCUGCCUCCUAUGUGAGCCACGCGGAAUCCCUCGUCGUUUCACCCUGGGGCGCAGUUCUUGCCAACGCUGGCAAAGAUGUAAGUUUUGGUAGAGAGUCAGUGGUUUUGCUUUAA